Molecule: messenger RNA, 822 nt
Organism: Penicillium malachiteum
Lineage: Eukaryota; Fungi; Ascomycota; Eurotiomycetes; Eurotiales; Aspergillaceae
Product: glutathione S-transferase family protein
Exons: 1
Coding region: 1-822 (273 amino acids)
Source: RefSeq, a predicted model, not a curated record
AUGUCCUCCCCAAUCACCCUGUACGACAUCGCCUUCAGAGCCCCAGUAGAAGCGAAUGCCUCCGCGCCAAACCCCUGGAAAGCGCGAUACGCCCUAAACUUCAAAGCUGCGAAUUACAAAACGCACUGGGUCCCUUUACCCGACGUAUCCAAAGUACGCAAACAAGUCGGCGCACCAGCAUGCCGAAAACUCGCCAACGGCGAAGACUUCUACACAUUACCCAUGAUCACAGACCCAAGCACGGACUCAAUCAUCGGUGAUUCCCUCGAUAUCGCCAUCCACCUACAACAAACUUAUCCCGAAGCUGGCGCAGGUGAUCUCUUCCCUGUACAAACGCUGGACUAUUCGUAUACACCUCCAUUCGACUUCCCCGCCCCUCUAUCCUCGCACGCCGAGGAUGAAUAUGGAGAAUAUGUGCGCUUCAACACGAAUGUGGAUAAUGUAUUCAGCUCACAUUGCAUUCUCGCGACACACGGAAUGCGAUUAGAUCCCGCGCGAGCAGAGGAGGUGAAAGCGGAGUUUGUGCGACGAUCUGGAUUGAGUUCGUGGGAUGAUUUCGGGAUUCAGGGAGAGAGAAGGGAACAGACGAAGGAGUCGUUUCGGGAGGCGUUGACUGGAGUUGCAGUUUUGUUGAAGAAGGAUCCUAGUGGACCUUUUAUUCUGGGGACGAGACCUACUUAUGCGGAUUUGAUUCUGGGAGGAUGGUUGCAGAUGAUGAGCAAAACUUUACCGGAGAGUGAGUGGGAGGAGAUGAGAGGUUGGCAUGAUGGGGUUUUGGGGGAUUUGCAUCGGGGAUUGGAGAAGUUUGCUGAGGUGAAGUAG